AUGAAUUUCUAUCUCAACCAUUGUCAAUUAUCGAAUAACGAAGAAAAUGAUUUAUUUCUUGAAUUUGUUGUUUGUCGUCUUCUUCAUACCCGUAUUACUCGACAUGAAGCAAGGGAAAUUCAUAUUAUUAUUGCAGCACUUUUAGAUUACGAUAAUGUCACACAUCGUGGAGAAAAUUUAAAUAUUGGAUCAACACAAGGUAUGUUCCUUCAAGUGCGUAUCUAUGCUCUUUUUCAAUGGUUAGUCAAAAUGAAAACCAAUGUUUCAACAACACUCGACUGUGAAACAUUUGCUAUUAUUGAAAAUGAGCUUUUACACUGUUUAGAAGCAUACUAUUUUCUUAAUGAUAUUCAACUCAUUCCCAUAGAAAUCACAAAAAGUAUGAAUAACCAGUCGUUUCAGCAGAUUGAAUCAUCACAACCAUUACUAAUGGAAUUUUAUCACACUAUUGCAGACAAAAUAGUGAAUAAAAUUGAGGAACUUGAUCCUAAACAAGAAUAUAUUAUUCCAACUGGUUGGCGUAGACAUGCUAUUUGUGUCUCAUUUCGACGAAUCGAUCAAAAUUAUAUCAGUAUUCGUAUUGACAAUCCUAGUUCACAAAACCCACAAAACAUACAUGAAGCUCAUUUUGAUGGAACUGGUGUUAUUCAAAUACGACCGAAAGUAUUGGGUCGGAUGCCUAUUGACAGACUACGUGACAACAUCAAUUAUAUAAUAUUAUUGAUUGAUAGUGUGAAACGCGAUUUAAAACGAAACGUCGCAGUUCGGAUGAUUUACGAUUUAGAUUCAAAUAUUAUUAGCCAUAUUCAACGAAGACAUAUCGAAGAUAUAGUAGAUUUUGAUGAACAAGCAGAAGACAAUUGUUUUGUCAAAUGUUUUGAAUCAGGCUUACGGACACGUUUCGGUGAGAGACAUCAGCAACUUUGUAGAGAUCUGAAGCAACAGGAGAUUAUGGUUGCCAUUGAUCUCCUCAACAAAAUUGAAAUAGAUUCUAAGAAUCGUGUUAGUGGUUUAUCAGAUAGGUUUACUCGAUUUAUUGGAUUAAAUCAAGUAAAUAGACUGCCGGCUUUCGUUAAUGUUUCUCUUCGAGAGAAAAUCGAAUUGAGUUAUAAACGGUAUUAUGCAAUGCUUUCAAAUCUUAUUAAUGAAGAGUGUUCACAUCGAUUAUUAGAAAGAUUUAUUCAUGUACAAUUUAAAAUACACAAUACAGAGGAAGAAAUUAAACUCUUGGAUCUAUGUAGAAGACCUCGUGUUCUAGUACUUGGAGAAGCUGGUUCUGGAAAGACAACGGUAUGUCAAUAUGUAGCAUAUUCUUGGGCUCGUAAAAAACUAUGGCGACAAAAAUUCGAGUGGAUAUUUUAUAUUUCCAUGCGACAAUUGAAUUCAAGUCGUUAUCCACCACAAUCAAGCAAUUAUUCACUGAUUGAUAUUAUUGUGAAAGAAUGUUUUCGAGACUAUACACUUAAUCAUCUCGAAAAGGCACAACUAGAAUACCAAAUUGCAUCAUCAUCAUCAUCAAAAGUUUUAUGGAUUCUUGAUGGAUGUGAUGAACGUGUUAUUCCAGAUCAUUUGCGUUCAAUUGAGGAAGAUCUAUUAGAUAAACGAUACCUUCUUUUAACAUCUCGACCAUAUGGAACAGACAGAUGCCAUUAUGAUAUUAAAGUCAAUAUUCAAAGCUUUACUACUAAUGAUGUAGAAAAAUAUAUUAAGCAAUACUUUUCUGUAUUCCGUCGUACUGCAGCUGAUGCAUGUUGGUCAUUUGUCCGCUAUUCGGAUCGAUUGCUACCGGUAGUUAGUGUUCCUGUAUGUCUUGAGAUACUUUGUAUUUUGUCGGAGAAACGUCCAUAUGAUCUAGAAAUUGGAAUGUCAGUAGGACAAUUGAUUGAAAGUAUGUGUGGAUAUCUCUUACGGCGGUAUCUAUUGAAAUUCCAUGGUCUUUCCAAUUCUGCUCUACAUAGACAAGAUGUUUUUCAGCAUCCGAAUGCGAAAGUAUUCACAUAUUUAGAAUAUUUAGCAUUCAUAUCAACGCAGUCGCAUGAGUUUGCUGUCAAUGGUGACGAAAUUUUGAAUGUAGCAGGGGCAUUAUUUUUGUCUGUAAUUCAAGUUGGUUUGCUGCAACAAAAUUCACGAGAUCCUUACCGCACACUUCUUGAAAACACCUACUUCUUUAUUCAUCGUAUCUUUCAAGAAUAUCUGUGCGCGCGCUAUAUGAGACGAGCGUUAACAUCAAACGAUUCCAACGUAAGAAAACUUUUAGUAAAGUUCAUUACCGAGAACAAAUAUAAUCGGUCAAUGCGAGACACAUUUAUCUACUUCUUCGAUUUGAAACGCACAAAUAUUUGUAUGAAACAAUUUUGGUCAACUAUUGAUCGUGAACCACGCGAUUUAAUUGGGCUUCGACAUUGUUCUCGCAUUAUAAAUUGGUUUCCAGCUGGAAUUUGUGGAUUUCCUUUCGAUGAAGAUGAAGUUCGAAAAAGAACUAUUGAUAUCAUUGAAAAAUGGAUUUUGAAUGAACAGCGGUGGCCCCAUGAUUUUGGAAAUACAUAUCUAUUCGAGUGGUUUGACUCUGUGAUUGAUGAGAUAAUCUGGUUGAAAGCAUGGAGAAACGAUCUGUUUGAUCACAAUUCAUCAAGUCGACGUUAUUUUAUACCUGAAUUAUGGUCAGAGACAGAUGUUAAUACUCUCAAAAACAUCUAUGAUGGAAUUUCAAACAAUAUAAAAUAUCUACACCUUCUAAUCGAGAAUGGGCCUACCAAACGAUAUCUAUCACUUUUAAAUAUCAAUACAGACUUAUUUCCUCCACCAAUUUUCGACAAGAUCCAAAUACCAAAAUUCUUAUUGGAAGUUCAUGAUAGAGCUAGAAGAGCCGAAUCUAUUACAGACUUAGAAAAUUUUCGAGCUAUUUUAAAUAAUUAUUCUUAUUAUGCCAUAUUAAAUCGUCAUGCAACAAUGUGCGAUGAAAAACCGAUGCCGUUGAUGAUCGCUACAUCGGUUCUAGAAAAUCUUGACAAUGAAACGUUAGAACUUAUUCUACAAUUAGCUCAACAUAAUGCACUCUUUUAUCGUGACUUCUAUUUACCUAUUAUUCCUUUACUUAAACUGUAUGCUCAUUCGGUUAAUUCUAAUGAAAGAACUCUUUGUUCACUCAUCGCAUCAAUUGCACUUUCCAGCAGUUGUAUUGUCACAGCAUCACCUGGUCAACCAACUUCGAUUCGAGUGCAUGACAAUAGAAAGGAGACGAUUGAAACUAUUGAGUUGAGCGAAAAUCGUCGACGAGCAUUAUUACAUGAAUUUGACGAAGUUCGAAGAAACUACGGAUAUUCUGAAUUCUUUUUUAACUGA
This is a messenger RNA of Rotaria sp. Silwood2, 3342 nucleotides long. NCBI's taxonomy places the organism in Eukaryota, Metazoa, Rotifera, Eurotatoria, Philodinida, Philodinidae. The record is from the annotation of a GenBank genome assembly.